AUGAGUUCCCAGGAUAAUGCGACUAUCCAGAAGGAGCCCAAGGAUCAAAAUGACAGCCAAGUCAUUGUCUCAGACAGAAAACCAGAAACAGGAAAAGAUGAUAUAAUCAAGUUACCCUCCGUGGGACAGAUUCUCUCAGAGUUGACUGCAUCGCCUCCAUCUUUAGCGCCUGGGGGAACCGAGGCUUUGUCUGUGGAUGAGCAAAAGGCGCUAUAUAGCUCCCUGCAAGCUCUUGUAAAAAGGUUCGAGGAAGGAGAUGAAGACGAGAGUAAAAUUGACCUCAAGGAAAUUCAUGCGUCUCUCGAGCAAGAAACCGGUGCGGGGUGCAAUUACAAGACUCUCCAGAGCGUGCGAAUCAUCCUAGAAAAACUCUGGAAGUGCAGAUCAGACUACCUGGUAUCAGCCUCGGAGCUUUUGGCGAAUGGGAGCCGCAAUCAAUCAUGGAGACUACCCUAUGGUCAAACUAGAAUUCUAGAGUUCUUUCUUCAGCUUAUAGCUUCUGAAAAUGUUAAUGAUGGACUCUUGUUUCAUUCUCUACGCUUAGCCGGCAACUCUUGCGCCGAUACUGAUGAGAACCGAGUGAUUGUUGUAAAAGACAAUUAUAUACUGGCAGUCAUCAGGCAGCUCUUAAGCCCUGGCCUUGUUCAGGUGGCGAUACCUGUGCUAUAUAAUAUAUGCGUUGAUUUUGAGCCAGCACAAUCCCAACUCGCCUCCAACAGGAUUGCAUACAUUUUGCUAAAACUUAUCAAAGAUGGUGCAUUUAAGGGUAAAGAUGCGUUGUUAAGUUUUAUCUACGAGCUUAUAGAGCAGGCCGCGGAGCAAGCCCAAGGAAUUGAAAGGUCUCCUGAUGAGACCAUCUUGCUUCUGAUAGAGCUCGCGAUUGAUGAGGACAUUUCUUUCGCACAAUUUACCUCUCUUGCCAGUUGUCUCACGACGUACCUAGACAAUCAGCACUUUCAGAACAUUUGCGUUUCAAAUUCUCUGGUGGAGCGAGUGCUGGUGGUUUUAACACGGUCAUUUUCCAUCAAAGUUGAUUCUUCUACGGAUGAUGCCCAAACCUUGGCACAACUCCAAUUAAAGAUCAACCAAUCUUUGUCAGAAUUAUCUGCCUCCCCUUUGUUUAUGGAAUAUUAUCCACUUAAUUCUUCGCUCUCGCAGACCCUGAAACAAUGGCUAGCGACGAGCAAGGAUCAGCUUCAAAUAUGCUCGUGUGUCAUGCUGGGAAAUUUGGCGCGGUCCGAUGAGGUGUGCGAGACCAUGGUUCGAGACCUAAACAUACAUAAAGAGUUGAUAUCUAUUCUGAAAAGCAAUGCUAGAGGUGCUGUGCUUCAUGCUGCGCUUGGUUUCCUGAAGAACUUGGCAAUUGCCGGCAAUAACAGACUUUACUUGGGCGAUGCUGGCAUCAUACCUGCAAUUUCCCGCUUAUGGGGAUAUGACACUGUCCCACAAGUCCAGUUCUCGGCUGCCAGCAUCGCUCGCCAGUUGAUCAUAUCAUCAGUUGAAAAUAUCUCUCGGCUGUUGGAAUCGCCCCCUCCAGAGUCCGAUUCAUCCGCUGACAGCCCGACAUACUUAUCAUUGCUCUUCGCGCUUUUUGAGAAGACCGACUCGACUCCAGUAAAGACUGAGAUUGGACGUAUAGUUGCAUCUAUAUGCCGCAUCGUCAUCCCCAAAUCCCGCGAACAAAAAGGCGAAGCAGAUCUCCUCGAGCGUCUGUUUAGCUUACAUGAGGGGGUUGCGCGUCCAAUCGGAGCUAUGGUUACUCAAACCCAAUGGCCUGUCGUGCGCAGUGAAGGCUGGUUUGCUUUAGCCUUGAUGGCAUCUAGCGGGCCGGGCUCUGUGGCCGUGAUAGACUGUCUACAGACUAUGGAGGCGUACCCGUUGCUCGAGGAGACUUUGAGCACAAAGCCUUCUUAUGAGGCAGAUGAAACAGAGAGGCUCAAGCUGACCAAGGAUCGGGACAACACGGUCAUCCUUGCUCAAGAGUUGUUGAAGAAUGAUUCUGGCACACUCCCACCUACUUGGAAAGCAAAAGUAGAAGACUUGAUGAAGAACAUUUUUACGGCAGUUGAAAAGUGA
This is a messenger RNA of Aspergillus wentii DTO 134E9, 2076 nucleotides long. RefSeq names its product putative GTP binding protein. The transcript is spliced from 6 exons. Gene Ontology annotation, cellular component: cytosol. The record is from RefSeq and is a predicted model, not a curated record. Gene Ontology annotation, biological process: positive regulation of GTPase activity. Bases 1 to 2076 code for a protein of 691 amino acids. Lineage: Eukaryota; Fungi; Ascomycota; Eurotiomycetes; Eurotiales; Aspergillaceae. Gene Ontology annotation, molecular function: guanyl-nucleotide exchange factor activity.